AUGUACAUCACUCUCUAUUAUAUAGUCACCCGCCUCCCUAACUCCCUUCAUGUACUCAGGGACCACUUCCUCUCAGUCUGUCCCACCACUCUCACUGUUGACCUCUUAGAGAAGGCCCUCCUAGCAGCGGAGAAGAGCAUAGUCGCUGUAGGAGCCUCUCGUGGUGACCCUCGCACCCCCAUCUUUGAGGGUCGGUCGGUGCGGCGUCUGCCCCUAGUAGGAGAUGCCGCUCUGGCAAGGGCAAGGGAGGCAAGGGCGCGGGUGGAGCUAGCGGGGGCAGUGGAGGUGGCGGUGGAGGCGGCGGAGGGAGUGGGGGUGGCGGUGGGAGUGGUGGCGGGGGUGGAGGUGUCGGUGGCAGCAGUGGAGGCGGAGGCGGCGGCGGUGCUAGCGGAGGCGGCGGUGGUGGCGGAGGUGGAGGAGGCGGUGGUGGAGGAGGUGGAGGUGGUCCGGGUGGCGCUGCGCAGCGGAGCAGCCCUGGCGGUGGUCAGCGCCAGCAGCAGCAGCAGCAACGUUCUCGGGACAUCCCCCCCCCCUCAGCAGCUCCGUGUGUGGUACGCGCAGCGUCAGCGUGGUGGGGGUUUUGGUCCGUGCACCUACGUCCUUAGCUCCGGCGACCGCGCGGGUGAGCAGUGUGGGGGUGCCCACCCCACCCAGCGCUGCUCUGGCCGCCUGACGGACGCUUGGCGCCAGCAGUUCCCGGAGGCCAGUAAGAUCCCCCGCUGGGGAGAGCUUUCUAGGGCAUGCGUAGCUAUCUAUGAUCUUGACUUUGAUGCUAUCCUUGCUGCCAUGUAUGUUGUGACUAUUAGUGAUGAGGGUGACUGUUACCGAUGUUUCCCGCCCAACCCGGAGAAUGGUAUUGCUGCUCUAGGUGAUGGUGAGGCUGCUGCUCUAGGUGCCAGUGCGUCUGCGCCCUCAGGUGCUGGUGAGUCUGCGCUCUCAGGUACCAAGUCGACUUCGGCCUCCCUCACCUUUACACUUGACUCAGGGGCUUCUCGCUCCUUCUUUCGAGACCGCACCACACUCACGCCGCUUGGUCGGCCUGUUGCAGUCUCCCUGGCAGACCCCUCUGGGGGUUCUGUCCUCUCUCACUUCUCCACUGUCCUCCCGUGUCCGGCUGCCCCCUCUGACACCUUCUCUGGUCUUUACCUUCCCUCGUUCUCUACGAACUUGGUGAGUGGUGCUGACCUGCAGGAUGCGGGGGCUCACCAGUUUACUCCUGCGAGUCAGCGGGUGACCCACUGCUCAGACGCUCGCACAGGCCGGCUUGUGGCCACGUUUACGCGUCGGCCGGGGUCGAGCCUCUACACCCUAACCACUGAGUCUCCUCCUGUCCCUGCGUCUAGCCAGGUAGCUGCGUCGGGUCAAGUGUUUGCUGCAGCGUCCAGAUCUGGUCUUGAGUCUGCCCCCUGCUCGUGUCGCCUCCUGUCUCACGAGACUCUCCUCUGGCACCACAGUCUUGGUCACCCCUCCUUGCUUCGUCUUCAAGGCAUGGCUUCCCGUGUCCUUGUCUCUGGUCUCCCCCGGUCCCUCCCUCCCCUUCCUCUAGGGCCUGGUCCUUCCUGUGCUCCCUGUGUCGAGGGGCUGCUCUGGGCUGCCCCUCACUCUUCUCAGUUUCCCCCGACAGAGGCCCCAAUGCAGACGCUUCACAUGGACGUGUGGGGCCCGGCCCGCGUCCGUGGACAGGGUCACGAGCGCUACUUCCUGCUGGUGGUUGACGACUACUCGGGUUACACCUCAGUCUUCCCCUUGCGCACAAAGGGUGAUGUCACUAAGGUGUUGAUCGACAGGAUCCGCACAGCUUGUCUCCAGCUCAGGAGGAGCUUCGGCUCGGACUUUCCUGUUCUGCGUCUGCACUUAGACCGAGGCGGAGAGUUCUCCUCUGGCCUUCUGCGAGCCUACUGCCGUGCGCGAGGCAUCCGCAAGACCUUGCUUCCGGACUCUCCACAGCAAAAUGGGAUUGCUGAGCGCCGCAUUGGCAUGGUCAUGGAUGUCGCUCGUACAUCCAUGAUGCAUGCGGCUGCCCCCAAUUUUCUGUGGCCGUUUGCGGUUCGGUACGCGGCGCAUCAGAUCAACCUUCACCCAAGGGUCUGCAUGCCGGAGACUUCCCUAGCUCUGCUGUGGACGGGGAAGGUAGGCAAUGCGUCUGCGUUUUGUGUCUGGGGAUCUCGGGCGUUUGUCCGCGACUUGUCUGCGGACAAGCUGUCCCCUCGUGCUGCUCCUUGUGCCUUCCUUGGCUUCCCCCAUGACGCACCAGGGUGGCAAUUCUACCACCCCUCCUCUCGUCGUGUUAUGUCCUCCCAGGACGUCACGUUUGAUGAGUCGGUCCCCUACUUCAGUCUCUUCCCCUACCGCACUCCUUCCCUCCCCCGCCGCCGCACUUCCUUGUGCCAGGUAGACGCAGUCGAGCCGGUCGAGGUUGCUGGUGACUCUGGUACUACUGCGGGUGCUGAGCCUGGGGGUGCUGACUCUGGGGGUGCUGCGCGAGUGGGUGCUGAGCCUGGGGGUGCUGACUCAGGGGGUGCUGCGCGAGUGGGUGCUGAGCCUGGGGCUGCUGAGCCUAGUGGUGCGGAGCCCGCGGCCGCUGGACCUGCUCGUGUGGAGUCUGGCGGUGCUGGGCCUGGUGGUUCUCCGGGUGCUUCGUCUCGGCGGGAGCCACUCUCUCCACAGGAGCUGCGCGAGUGGUUUGCACGGCGCUGGAGGCGUACUGCUGGAGCUGGUGCUUCUUCGGCUGCUGAGGGUGCUGGUGCCGCCGGUCUCGGAGGUGCUAGCCCCAGGAGUGCUGGAGCUGCUGGGCCUGCGAGUGCGACUGGAGUCAGAGGUCCUGAGGGUGUUGGUGCUGAGGCUACUGCUGUCAGUCCUAGCGCCGGUCCUACUGCGGGUGCUGCUGGUGCUGCUAAAGGUACUGGAGCUGGAGGUGCUGUUGGCGCUGGUGCUCCCACUGGGGGUGCUGGUGCUGUCCCUGCCGUAUCUGGAGUCGCUGCGCGGCCUCAGCCGUACUUUGCUCCGCUCCUUCAGCAGGUUCUUGGUCUUCCUCCUCCCUUAGAGUGUCCAUUUCCUGUCCAGUCACAGUCACAGUUACCGCCGGCCUCCCCACUGCCUGCUCCUUCUCCCUACACUGGUCCUACUGGAGGUCUUGCUGAGCGUCGUGAGCCUGCGUCUCGACCUGCGUCGCCUGUUCGUGCUGCUCGCGCUAGUGGUCACGGUUCGCGUCAGCGUCCUCCUCCUGUCCCUGGCACGCACCGGAUGUCUCUGCGUCCAUCCACUACUCCUCUGCGUGCCCCUUUGACUUCUCCUCCUGAGUCCUCUCUUCCUGCCCUGGCCGACCGGGAGUCGGACUCUCUUCGUACUACCAGUCCUACUGUCACGCGUCUCCUUGCUAAUGUCGUCACUGACCCCUCAUUAAAGUCCACUACUGCGUCUGCUCUUGUUGCUGAGCUCGUCGACUUUGCUGCUCGCUGUCGUCAAGACUACGCUGCUAGUUUCGUUGCUGAGUCUGCGUUUGUCUGUCCUUCGUCCGUCGGGGGUGAGUGUACUUUUGGCACGGACGUCCUUGAGGACAGGCAGGAGGAGUUCCAGUGUCUGGCUGCUGCUUCACCUCAUCUCGUGUCCGUAUGGCUUACCCCUAAGGGAGACCCGGAUGCACUUGACAUCCCGACUCCGCGCUCUUACGCGGAGGCCGUAGAGGGUCCCUACUCCUCUCAGUGGCAUGCAGCUAUGGAUGCAGAGAUGGCUUCCUGGAAGUCCACAGGCACCUACGUUGACGCGGUUCCCCCACCUGGGGCGAACAUCGUCAAUGGCAUGUGGAUCUUCAGGGUGAAGCGGCAGCCGGGCUCUCCGCCUGUCUUCAAGGCGCGGUACGUGGCUCGUGGCUUCACCGCUCAGCGCGACUACGAGCUUCACUCUCUUGACUUCAGCACUGCUUUCUUGCAGGGUAGCCUACACGAGGAGAUCUGGCUGCGCCAUCCACCUGGCUUCACUGGGACUUUCCCUCCUGGCACCCAGUGGAGCCUCCGACGGCCAGUCUACGGUCUCCACCAGGCACCGCGCGACUGGCACGUCAUACUGAGGACUACGCUUGCGGCUCUUGGGUUUGCUCCCUCUACUGCUGGCCCGUCAUUGUUUCUACGCACCGACACCUGUUUGCCGCCGUUCUACAUCCUCGUGUACGUCAACGACUUGGUCUUUGCCACUGCUGACACUUCUGGACUCGCCCACGUAAAGUCCGAGCUACAGAAGAGACACACGUGCACAGACAUGGGUGAACUGCGCAGCUACCUUGGCUUGCAGAUCACCCGAGACAGAGCGCGCCGCACCAUUACUGUGACUCAGUCACACAUGGUGCAGCAGGUCCUUCAGCGCUUCGACUUCACGUACUCCUCGCCUCAGGCCACUCCUCUGCCUACUCGCCACUCGCUCUCAGCUCUGCCUUCGGAUGAGUCCGUAGAGUCGAGUGGCCCGUACCCAGAGCUUGUUGGCUGCCUCAUAUACCUGAUAACCUGCACACGACCUGACCUUGCAUACCCUCUUAGCAUUCUUGCACGCUAUGUUGCUCCUGGGAGACACAGACCAGAGCACAUGGCUGCAGCGAAGAGGGUGUUGCGCUACUUGUGCAGUACGUCGGGCAUGGGGCUAGUGCUUGGAGGGCAGAGUCAAGUGGUCUUCACUGGGCACGCGGACGCUUCUUGGGCUGAUGACCAGGCUACGCAGCGGUCGUCAUAG
This is a messenger RNA of Closterium sp. NIES-65, 4719 nucleotides long. The record is from the annotation of a GenBank genome assembly. NCBI's taxonomy places the organism in Eukaryota, Viridiplantae, Streptophyta, Zygnematophyceae, Desmidiales, Closteriaceae.